Molecule: messenger RNA, 2426 nt
Organism: Psammomys obesus (fat sand rat)
Lineage: Eukaryota; Metazoa; Chordata; Mammalia; Rodentia; Muridae
Gene: Grpr
Product: gastrin releasing peptide receptor
Exons: 3
Coding region: 413-1567 (384 amino acids)
Biological process (GO): G protein-coupled receptor signaling pathway
Cellular component (GO): membrane
Molecular function (GO): G protein-coupled peptide receptor activity
Source: RefSeq, a predicted model, not a curated record
CUGUGUGAAAAUAGCAAUCCAAAAGUUCUUAGUAAACUGCAGCCAGAGAGACUCAGACUAGGAUGGAGGUAGGAAAAGCUGAGACGAAGUGGGUGGAAUUGUAAGCUUUUCUUCAGGCUGAGUUUCUGUUGCUUGUUAACUUAGUGGAUUUACAGAUGUAUUUCUCACUGGUGGUGUGAAGGCUGGGACAGAACCAACAUCAACAUACUCUAGAGUUUGGAAUACCAGUGUGUGUGUGUGUGUGUGUGUGUGUGUGUGUGUCUGUGUGUCUGUGUGCACGCGCUCAGAGUGUUUUUAUUAAGGGAGAUCAAGAAGAGUCUAGCACAGAUCUUACCUUCAUCAUCUAGCUGAAAAACGAGAAGUUAAGAAGCAGCAUCCUGAAGGCAUUUUUUUAAAGAGAGAAGUCUUUGAGAUGGUUCCAAAUAAUUGUUCCCACCUGAACUUGGAAGAGGAGCUUUUCCUGACCUGCAACAACACCUUCAACCAAAGUCUGAAUCCCCCCAAGAUGGAGAACUGGUUCCACCCGGGAAUCAUCUAUGUCAUCCCUGCAGUUUAUGGGGUUAUCAUCGUGAUAGGCCUCAUCGGCAACAUCACCCUGAUCAAGAUUUUCUGUACAGUCAAGUCCAUGAGAAACGUGCCAAACUUGUUCAUCUCUAGCCUGGCUUUGGGAGAUCUGCUGCUCCUGGUAACGUGUGCCCCUGUGGAUGCCAGCAAGUACCUGGCUGACAGGUGGCUCUUUGGCAGGGUUGGCUGUAAACUGAUCCCCUUUAUACAACUUACUUCAGUGGGGGUGUCUGUCUUCACACUUACGGCACUGUCAGCAGACAGGUACAAAGCCAUUGUCCGGCCAAUGGAUAUCCAGGCAUCACAUGCCCUGAUGAAGAUCUGCCUCAAAGCUGCCUUGAUCUGGAUUGUCUCUAUGCUGCUGGCCAUUCCAGAGGCUGUGUUUUCUGACCUCCAUCCCUUCCAUGUGAAAGAUACCAACCAAACCUUCAUUAGUUGUGCCCCCUACCCACACUCUAAUGAGCUACAUCCCAAAAUUCACUCUAUGGCUUCCUUUCUGGUUUUCUACAUUAUCCCACUGUCAAUCAUCUCUGUCUACUACUACUUCAUUGCCCGAAAUCUGAUUCAGAGUGCCUACAAUCUUCCUGUGGAAGGCAAUAUACAUGUCAAGAAGCAGAUCGAAUCCCGGAAGCGGCUUGCCAAGACAGUACUGGUGUUCGUAGGCCUCUUCGCCUUCUGCUGGCUCCCCAACCAUGUCAUUUACCUGUACCGCUCCUACCACUACUCUGAGGUGGACACCUCCAUGCUCCACUUUGUCACUAGCAUCUGCGCCCGCCUCCUGGCCUUCACCAACUCCUGUGUGAACCCCUUUGCUCUGUAUCUGCUGAGCAAGAGCUUCAGGAAGCAGUUCAACACUCAGCUCCUCUGCUGCCAGCCUGGCCUGAUGAACCGGUCCCACAGCACAGGCAGAAGUACCACCUGCAUGACCUCUUUCAAGAGCACCAACCCCUCGGCCACCUUCAGUCUCAUCAACGGGAAUAUCUGUCAUGAGGGCUACAUCUAGACCAACCUUCCUCCUAUGGAACUCCAGGUUUUGUUUUAUGGAUGUCCAGGAACCCUAGAAGGGAUUAUUGUCUGUACAUCCUGAAGACCCUUCAGGAGGCUGAGUGCUAUAGAUGGAUGCAAGAAAUGUCCAAAUAAAACAAUCAUUAUUAUAUCUCAAAGUAAGCCAGCAGGCUUCAUUUUCCAUCUCAACUUGUGAGGGCUUCUGAUGGAGAUCAAAUCUUCCUGUAAGAAACAAGGAACAAAUUGGAAAUUAUUAUUCAAAGCACCAAGCUCUGCUAUGCCAGUAUGGUCAAUUAAGUCCUAGAAAUUAUAUGAACAAAGAGAGCAGAGAAACCAUGCUCUGUGAAUGAUAUUCUUUAAACAGAAGCUGAUUGCUUUCAAAACAUGGCCUGACUCUUUUUCCCAGAAAUAUCUAUAAUAUGUAAACCAAGGGACAACUUUAAUUUACAUUCCUAAAAUGAAAAGGCAAGUCUAAGAAAGAAUCUCAUGUGUAAGGAAUAGACUUCAUUUAUAACAUUAGAAGCCAGUGUAAUAUAAAACAAACCUCUAAAUAUUGACUUUUUCAAAGAUGUUGCUGAGGACACAGGAGAAACACUCAAUAUAAAAUGUUAAAACAAAAUACAACCAAACACAUAGAUCUAUGUGUGGCUAAAGAGCUUAUGCUCUGACUUCUCAUUUCAAAGAAGUUCUGAUUCUUGUUAACCCAAUUUUGACCAUUACAGUGUCAUUCUACCAUAGAAGAGAAAUCCUUUUGUGGGGAAAAAAUGCUCAUUUUAUCAAAGUAACAACUAAGUAGUUGUUAUAAAUGUAUAAAGAAUGACAUUUUUUCUUGGUAUACAUGUUUUGAAUUAAUUUUA